Diabrotica virgifera virgifera (western corn rootworm) is the source of this 7565-nucleotide messenger RNA. It is a transcript of the gene Seipin, whose product is annotated as seipin. The coding region runs from base 124 to 1185 and encodes 353 amino acids. The transcript is spliced from 7 exons. Gene Ontology annotation, cellular component: endoplasmic reticulum membrane. NCBI's taxonomy places the organism in Eukaryota, Metazoa, Arthropoda, Insecta, Coleoptera, Chrysomelidae. The record is from RefSeq and is a predicted model, not a curated record. Gene Ontology annotation, biological process: lipid droplet organization; lipid storage.
AUCAAAAUCAAAGUUCAAAAGUGAAGUUUCAUACAAUAAAAACAAAUAAUUUUACAUUAAGAUCAUCUUUAGUUUAAUUUUUUAUCAGUAUUUCUGUGAUAGUGUCGUCGUUAUUAUUAUACAAUGGCCGCUUUAUUUUCUACAGUCGGAACAGUGUUACGUUUAGGACCCAGAGAAUAUGCCCGACAAAAAUUUAAGCUACCAAUUGUGAAGUUCAUACACGAUACAAUAAACUUGUACAAAUCUCGUACCAAAACAGGUGUAAAUAACAUAAGGGAAGUACUAUUUCGGGGGACAGUGAUAGCUUUAAUAACAGCCUUUCUAGUGUGGUUGUCUAUAUUUAUGUACAUAGCAUUUUAUUAUGUGUAUGUACCUACAAUAUCCCAUGAGAGGCCAGUACAUCUAAAGUUCAAACCAUGUGGUGCAACAGAUGACUGCACAAUAGCCCAGAAAGGAAUGUGUAGUUUCCCAACCGCUCACGUACAAUUAACAAAAAAGCAGCAACUGUUAAUGAUGGGCCAGGCCUAUAAAAUUCACUUAGAACUAGAUAUGCCAGAAUCACCUGCAAAUAGAGAACUUGGAAUGUUUAUGGUAUGUGUGGAAUUUAUGGCAAAAGACGGAUCCCUUGUUGAUAAUUCUUGUAGAUCUACUAUGUUACAUUAUAGAAGUACCUUGUUGGAUGCUCUAUACAAGUUAGUGUUUAGUCCAUUUUUUGUUUUUGGUUCAACAGAAGAGAAACAGAAGAUUACAGUUGAGCUUUUUGCUGAAUAUGAAGAAAAAGAGAAUGAACCUGUUACAGAUAUAUUUUUAGAAAUUCAGUCGCGCCAUAUAGAAAUUUACUCGGCGAAGUUCACUGUUAACGCACAAUUUUCUGGACUGAGAUAUGUGAUGUUUCACUGGCCUGUCAUCUCUGCUGCAAUGGGCAUUACAGCCAAUUUAUUCUUUAUUGCGCUUGUUUGCCUGAUCAGUUGGUACCAGAUAAUUCAUUCAGAAGAAUACGUUGAAUAUAUCGAGCAAUCCAAAGGAAAGAAAGUCGACAGUGAGUUUGAAGAUAAAGGGCAACGACGAGAUGAGCCUAUACGAUGUAACAUAUUGGGGAGGUUUGCCUGGCUUCGUUAUUAUAAUAACCUCUGCUACUUUCCACAGCUUAGAUUCCGAUUCCUCGUAUUCUGUGGACUACGAUGAUGCAUCCUUCGUAGAAGACAGAAAUGUCGGAUUUAGAGGAGAGUUAACCGAAAAUGAUAUAGUUGAAAACAUCGACAACUAAUUUCAACUUAAUAGCUAAAAAAUAUGAUCUCUUUACAAAACACUUAUUUGUAAACCAUCUCAUGUCUACAGGAAAACUUUCAUAAUAUGUCUAUUACUUAUAACAUUAUUACCACUUCUUCAUUCUAAUACGUUAGUUUGAGAUCAUUAAAAACUUACUUUGUUUUAUUUACUGAUGUCAGGUUGCAAAAAUGAGAAGGAUAUCUCAUUGCUUAAUUUUUGGUUUUGGUGUUUUAUAGUACCUCCUAAAUUAGUUACACAAAAAAAUUACUAUCUAUUUUAAUUCAGUUUAUUUAGAAAACAUCAACUUAAAAAAUUAUUGAUUUUUAGAUUUUAAAAGUUUGAUAUGAUCUUUGUCCUGGCAUCGUAUAUAAAAAAUCAUUUUUGUCCCAUUUUUCUCAAUCUUUGAGUGGCUGGAAUUGCAUUUUUGUUAUUCCCAUCCAUUCUAAUGAAAUUUUGUAGCCUAAAGAGUUCAAAAGUAGCUCUCCUUAAUACUUCCUGGGUCUAGGACGUUUCAUCGCCGCCGUUUCGAUGCCGCCAGUUCAUCGCCGGCCGUUUCCAUGCCGCCGGUUCAUCGCCAGUCAGUUAAUCGCUAACUGAUAUAUUUCCUAAUUUUCGACCAAUUUUCGACAGUUACAUUUAUUAUUUAUUUUUAGUAUUAAUUAGGAAUUCUAGGAAAUGCGAGAUAUGAUCAUUCCCGUUGCCAUACUUAAUCUUUUAAUAGACUUUUAAACUUUUAUAAUAGAAAAUAUAAUUUAAUACUGUUUAGUAUCAAAUUUAGGGGAAGUAGAAAUAGAACAGUAAAUUAAUAUAAUAAUAUUUUUUAUCUAUUUAUUUGUCAUAAGUUUUGAACUGAAUUUAACGUCGUGUGUGUCAUCUCCCAUAAUACAAGAUCAACUGACUAACUGGCGAUGAAACGGCCGGCGAUGAAACGGCCGGCGAUGAAAUGGACUGGCGAUGAACCGGCGGCAUCGAAACGGCGGCGAUGAAACGUCCCAUUCCGUACUUCCUCAUUUCUGACUAUCCUUCCAUCAUAUUCUAAAAUUCUAAGAAUUCGGCGCAGGUACCACAUUUCAAAAAAUUUAGCAUCUUGUAUCUCAUAUAGAUCUUCUGUGCAAAGUGUAGUCAUCUAGAUCUAAGUUGAUACUAUAAUUUCUUUACGAAUUUUGUUGUGUAUUUUUCAGUACCCUACUUGGUCCUGCCUGAUGUUACACUGCCAGCGUUGUUCCAUCAUCUCUAAUAUUUCUUCCCUGAUCCACUCAUUCUUGCUAGUUUUUUUUUAUUUUUGAGAGUAAAAAUGUUGUUUAUAUGAUCAAAUGAUUCUUUUAUGGUGAUCCAUGACUUUUCAACAUCCACAGUCGCCAUAUCAGAGAACCUACUGUUUAUUUCUUCCGUAUAUGCUUCUCUUGUAUCGUUGGUUUUAAGUUUGCUUAUCUUUAAUUAUGCCUUCAGGAUUUUUCUUUUGGCUGUAGCGAGUCUCAGUUUAAUAUUUGCAACUAAGGAAAUGUGGUCGGAUCCUAUGUCUGCUCCAGGUAAUGCAGAAACCUUAGUAAUAGCAUUUCCUGGGCGGUAACUUAUACCAAGCUACAUUUACAAAAACGCAGAAAGCCUUAUAGACCGGGCCCGGAAGUAUUGGAGUAUGUAAAACCUGAGGACCGGCAACUAUGUUCGUAUUCUUUUACCUGAGACCUUGAACAAUGAAAAACUGAAUCUUCCCGGAAGGUGCGAUGAUGCCUUGUUAUCCCCUCCCUGUCCCCAUGUUAAGGGCAGAUAAAAAGAGAUUUUUCGUAAAACAAAACUUUUGUUGUAUUUUGUCAUUCUAAGCAAAAAGUGUUCUUACAAGUUUUUUUGUAGGAUGCAUAACUUUCGAGAUAAACGCGGUUGAACUUUCAAAAAAUCGAAAAAUUGCAAUUUUUGAAUCCGAAUAACUUUUAAUUAAAAAAUAAAAUAGCAAUUCUGCAUGUAGCAUUUGAAAGUCAACUUAUACCGGUUUUGAUUAUUUGCAUUGCUAAAAAUUAAUUCUUUUUAUUGUUAAACAAAGCUAUAAACAAAUAGUGCUUGAGUGAUAUUUUCAGUACACCUCUCGUUAUUCGGGUUCAAGAAUUGCAAGUUUUCGAUUUUUUUUAAGUUCAACAGCGUUUAUCUCGAAAACUAUGCAUCCUACGGAAAAACUUUUAAGAAAAUUUUUUGCUUAGAAUGGCCCAAAAAAUGCUAAAAAUGUUUUGUUUUGCGAAAAAUCGUUUUUCCCUUCCCUUAGGAUAACAAGGGACCAUCGCACCUUCCGGCACGAUUCAGUUUUUCAUUAUUCAAGGACUCAGGUAAAAGAAUCCGAACAUAGUUGCCGGUCCUCAGGUUUUGCAUACUCAAUUACUUCUAAUACCCACUAUUAGAAAUAAAUUUUUCUGUUAGAAAUUGUGCAUUAAUUUUACAUUUCAUUUCUAUGUGAUAGUAGCCUUUUUUAUUUGCUGAUUUAAGUAUGUCUAUCUAAUGCUCUAGCUAAUAAUCUGAAUACACAUACACCAUAUAAUAUUAUGAGAUGUUUUCAUUUGGACAUUGUAGAUUCUAAAGAUUUAUAUCAGCGGUUCUCAAUCUUUUUGUGUCAUGUACCACCAAAUACUUUUUAUUAUUUUUGGUACCACCUAACUGAAAUACAUAUCUAACUAGGUGAUCUAAUUAACUAUAAUAGUGGUGCUGAUUUUGGCUGUUUUUGCGUUUUGUGUACCACCUCAAAAAAUGAAAUGUACCACCAGUGGUACAUGUACCACAGAUUGAGAACCGCUGAUUUAUAUAAUAUAUUUGUUUGUUUUGUCAAUAUUUAAUUUUGUUUUAUAUUUAAAAAAAAUGGAUAUAUUUUUGGAGCUAGUUUUAUAAAUGUCCUAUGUCAGAAUUUUCUGAUAAAUAUCAAACUAUGUAAAGGUCCCGCCAUUUUGGAUGGCACUAAUUUGCAUAUUAUGGCGUUGGCGCAUCUAAAAUGGUCUAAGAACCGUCUUCAAAGUUGGUGAUUGGUUGCUGAUAUUGAAAUUUUGUUAUUGAGUAUUGAAAUUAUUUAAUGCUAAGGCGUUAUUAGGAAGAAACUUCAAAUUUUGACUUCUAUACAAGUGCAAUAAUAUACAAAUUAGUGCCUUCCCAAAUGACGAGACCUCUAGUAUUUAUUCUUCCUAGUAUUAUGUACUGAUGAUAUAAAGUGAAGGGUCGGAGGGAAGAACGGUCAAUAUCUGUCUGGAAUCAUUUUCGGUAAAAUGAAAAUCUAAGUUACAUAUUCAUCUUUUCCCUUAUUUGCCCUUUGCCAUUCACAGAUUGAUAGUACUCUUUGUAAGCUAACAAAUUGCGCAAGAAUCGCAAAAUGACCAAAAAACUGACAUUCAUCGUUUUUUCCUCUGACCCUUUAAGUGUUAUCUAAAAUGUGUUACAAUGUCCAACGCUUUAUGUGGAACUUUUUAUAGGAUUGACACUCGUCCCUUUUUAUUGGUCAUAAUUGUCGAAGAUAAUGAAAAGUGUUGAAUAUUGGAACAUGUUUAUAAAUAUUAAAUGAUGGUGUGCAUUAAUAAUCUAUAUUUUAUAUUUUCUAAAUACAGCAGAUUAGCCCGAUCAAGGAACAAAAAACUUUACAAAAACCUCAAAAAAAUUAAAGGAAGGAUGAAAAUUUGGGAAUAGGUAGUUGAAAUUGUCUAUUAUUAUAUAAGAAAAAGUUUACAAUUCUAAACCGUCUCCAUUUUACAAAAAUAGGGAAAUAAGGGUUGGUUUUUCAUUAAAAGUGCUGUAUUUAAAAAAAAUGAAAUAAUAAAAAAAUGUAACAGUGAAAUAUAAAAUAGUCAUCAGAGUGAUUUAACCUUAAAAAUUGGUCUUAAAAAUCUUUUAGAUCUCGAUUAUUUUAUGAGAUAUAGCCUAUUUUUAAUAAGGGUUGAAAACCAAAAAUUUUUAAAACGGUCUUACUCGGUUAGUUUUGUAUCAAUUAAUCUGAAAAUUGGUGAACACUCUCUUUACAGAUCUAUUAAAGGCUUGAGGUUAAGAUUUUCCAAAAAUUUUCAAAAAAAAUUUACGGUCAGUGGAAAAAUUUUGGAAUUUUUUUUUAAUUUUUGGAAAAAGAACUAAAAGCUUUGGUUUUUCUUGUAAGUAUGUACUUACCUGAACGAAUUACAUGCGCGUGCACGUAUCCUAUAUUAUUUUCUUUUUGAAUUAAGUUAAUAAUUUGAAAAACUAUAAUUUUAAAGUACAUACUUGUAUUUUUAAGUUAAUUAUUUCAAUAUAAAAAUAUGAAAUGAAAAUAUAUCAAAAUUUCUCAAAAAAAUAUUUUUUUUAAUAAAUAGUUAUUAGGUUUUCUAAAGUUCAUUUAAAAAUUAAAUUAACUUAGUUAAAAAUAAGUGUACUCUAUUAAGAGGCUACAUCAGCGCGUCAUGAAUAUUUUUUUUUCGAUAGUUCUCCGAACUUUCAACAGUGCGGCAACAGUGUGUCGGCAGUACUACAGUGUCAGUGACACUAUACACUAUACUAUCAGAAACAAAGGCACAGUAAUGUGCUAACAAUAAUUAUUAUACUCAUAGGCGCGCUAAAUGUUGCCAUAUCAGUCAAGUUCGAUUUCUUGUUAUAGAUAAUCGAUUUUUAGUAAUUCCAUUGUGACACAAAAUCUAGACAUGGGAUAAAAAAGUUUAUUUGAAGAAACUGUAUUUUUUUGUUCUUCUUAAAGCGACACAGACUCGUUUUUUAUAUUUAAUUUAAUUUUAGAGUAAUUUCUACAUACUAACAUGUUUCUUAAAUUGGGCUCUGUACCACAAUUCUUUACUAUAUUGCGAAUAUGUGUGCGAGAUAUCUCGACAGAAUAUUCAAAAUUAAAGUUGCAAUCUUGGAACGCGUUUUUCGCGCGCUGAUGUUGCCUCAUAAGUUAUAAAGGAUCAAAUGAGUAUGAAGUACUAAAAUAAUAAAAGGUGCAAUGAAAAAUCGUUUAUUGUAUAUCGAACUGGAUCGUCACUGUUUACAUUUAAUUAAUUAAUCUAAAUUAUUUAAAGUUCAUUUUCAUCUUCGUCUGAUGUAAAAUUUGUGUCUGAAUCAACUUCAUUUAUAAUAGAAUCAACUGUAAAAUCAUAAUUUUGGGUCUCUUGGCAGCUACCAUCUAAACUAUUAUCAUCUUCAUCAUCAGAAACUAUAAUGUUUUCCUUUUUAUGAUUUGUACAAUUACCAGUUUGACAACGUUCUGCAUGAUUUGUACAAUUACCAGUUUGACAACGUUCUGCAUGCAGCAUGAAAACGUUUCUCCUCUUUUUAAUACAUAUUUUUGUCUACAUUCUAAUUUCAUCACAGUCCAAAAGCAUUUUGUUUCUAUCAUCUUUUCUUUCUAAACUUACACUUUUUAAUGUUUCAAUUCCACGUUUGACAAUUAGAAUUUUUUCGUUAUCACAUUCUAAAUGUUUUUCACAAAUAAAACAAGAAUUAUUAUUAUUUGUUUCACUGUUCGCACUCAUUGUAAAUAUUUACACAAUUAUUUUAUAACAAACAGAUCACUUUUAUUGAUAAUAAGUUAUAAAUUCAAAAACUUUGACAGCCGAAAAUCAGUGCCAAUAAAACAUAAACACACACACACGACAGCCGAAAACGAUAACAAAACAUUGCAGCGUGAACAUUGCUCCAAUUUUUUAGGUUAAUUUCGUCUACUGUGUUUAGGAAGCGCGCCGUUUUCUCUUUUAAGCAACUUUUUCACCUGUGUUUACUUCCCCCAUAUAUUUUUGCCUUUGCAAUAGGCGUGUUGUAUAUAUAUGUAAUAUGUUACUCAAGCCUUUUUUAAUAUGUUCCCAUAUUUUCAUUUAAAAAAAGUCUUUCAGAAAAGAAUGGUAUCGAUUUUAUUAAAACAUGACAUUUUUUUGUAGUUGUUUAUAAUGAGUGAGCCUUAUUUAAAAAGUAAUCUAUGCAUAAGAAAAAUAGAUACCGCUUUCGAAAGAGUACAUUUUCAAGUACCUACAAGCAUAUUUUUAAAGUUUUUUAUAAAUUUUCAACACAGAUAUUAUUGAUUGAAAUCAUGAAAAUUUACUUAAAAUAAAAAUCAAAAAAAUAUCCAUUUUUUAUCGCCAUACCAAUUUUUAUUCGUUAAAGUAACGUUGUGCAAUUUUAAAUCUAAAUGUUAAUUAGCCAUCUUAAAACGUAAAUCUAGAAGUAAUUUUAAUUUAAACGAUUACGUAAAUUUUCGUGACAAAAAAUAUGUGUUGCUCUCAAAACUUGUAUUAGUAUAUUUUAAAACAUAUUUUUCUAAAUUAAAUAAUUUGUAAUUCACAAUGAAAAUAUAUUCAAGUUAAAAUUGAUAUUUUUCUAAA